GUUUCCGGUGUUUGUGGAGUGCGUCAGAGAAGCACCUGGGCGCACCUGCGGAGUCUGUCCGUGUCCGUGAGCCAAACAAAGUACAGUAUGAUCGUGUUCCGACGAAGCUACGGACUCACCGUGUGACAUGUGGCUGAAAUCAGAUACUGUACUGGAGAAACAUAAAAGGAGCCAGUGAAGCAAGUCAUUUUAAAUCAAAGAUGUCUGACCCUAAACCUGAGGAAGUAAGGACUGCACCUGUCCCGGAGCCUCAAACUGAAAGAAAAGAAAAGUUGGAGGGCUUGAAACCAAUCGGACAUGUUGAAAAGGACUUUGGGGACAAUUAUAAAGAACCAGAGGAGGAAGAAGAAGGAAAAGAGGAGGAGGAGGUGAGCGUAUGUGGAGCUAUGGAACCAUGCACUCUGCCUUGGCCUGGCGACAGGAAACCCCAAACAGAUCGAGAUGACGGGAUCUGGUCCGAGAAAUGCACCUCGGAGCCUGAAGAUGGCGACACCGGGAUCAGCGGGGGCAGCCAGGACAUUUCGGAAAAACAAAGCCAUGAGGGAGAGGAGGAAGAGGAGAAAAUCAGCAAUGUCAAGAGCAAAUGGAGAGAGAGCAUGCCAGAGGGUGAGAGGUGGAGGAGUGACGAAAUCCAACAUGGCAGUGAUAAAGGUGGAGGCUCCCUGGCUGAUGACGAAGAGGAGGAGGAGGAGGAAGAAGAGGAGGAAGAUGAGAAGAACUGGAGAGCAGAGAAAGGGGUGGCCGGGUUCACCCCUCAGGUCACCAUAGUUCGUAUGUCCAGUAAAGACCUGCAGGAGGAGGAGGAGAGGCCACUGUUUCAGGAGGCACAUGGAUACAAGGAGCCGUACCCAGAGCAGGAUUCAGUGCAGUAUCACGAGUGGCCACAACAUGACGACAAGCUCUACCUGUGCGAUGACACCUGUGGGGAGAGGCUGAAGCUGACAGUGUCUGUGGUUGCUGGGGCGCUCCUCUUCCCCCUGCUGGUGUGGGGUGGAUAUGAGCUGCUGCCUUUUGACUCUCCAGUGCUCAAUAGCGCCCCCCUCAGGGUGGUCUACACUCUGCGCUGCUCCAUGUUUGCCAUGAUCCCUAUAGUUCUUGGAGUGCUGGUGCAAGGCAUGGCGAGGCUGCGUUACGGCUCGCUGCGCCCACUGUACGACUGCCGACAGGAGUACAGGCAGGUGGCGGUCCAUGGACACUUCGUCAAUGAGUCUGUGGGGCUGUUCCUCUUCUAUUUCCUGCAACUCUCCGUCAUGGCAACCUACGUGAGCCAGAACCUGGUCAAACUCGUGCCUCUGCUCACCAUCAUCUUCGCUUUUGGCAGGCUGAUCUACUGGCUCUGUCUGUCUCUGCGCAGCACCAUCCGAGGUUUUGGUUUCAGUUUCUCUUUUGCCCCUGUGCUAGUGAUGCUGGGGGUGAAUCUGUACUACAUGUGCUCGUCUCUGGGGGAGGGCUCCAUAUUUGACGUGGAGCCCCCGCCUACUGAAGCCCCGCCCAGACAGCGCUCUUGGUUUGGCUGAAAAAACACGAAAAACAUUAUUAUAAAAGACAAAGAUACAAGUGUCACUGUGCCGUUUCAUACAUUGUGCUUUGAUGGUCAUUAUGUUAUGGUUGAUCAGCGUAAAUUCCUGGUCCAACGCCAUUUAUCGUUAUGUUGAAAACUGUGGUAUUUGUCUUUUUAAAGGUGCAUUGUGUAACUUUUCUAGUGGACGGUCCGUCAAAUGCUUGAUGUUAUUGCUUUGUAUGGAAUGUUUCCCAGUAUGGCAUUAAAUCUUUCUAUCUUCAGAGACCAAACCAGACAAAGUAAAAGGUCAGAUCUCAGAGAGGCAACCCCACCCAGUCAGAAUAUGUGGGGUUUUUUUUAGGUAUUUUUGAGCUAUAAAACCACCUGUAAUUGAGUAAAUGUAAAGUAGAUCUGUUUAAUGUCAUACUGUGGAAAAUUCCAGGCAGAGCAAUGGCAUUUCCAUAGAAACAAGAAAGUGACUGACUCCCAACUAAAAAUGUACAUAGUGCACCUUUUAAAAUCAAAGAAACUGUAAAUAAAAUGAUUCAAAGAGAUAUUAUGUAUUUUGUAAAAACAGAGAUACUGAGGGACGGGGAAUCGUGUGUAGAAGUGGACAGGACUUGGAUUUGUUUUGUGGCAUCCAGUAAAAUUAAGUAACUGACCUUUAUUCUGUUGUUUCUAUCAUUUUAACCUCAGUUGGAGACACUAGGUUCUCUAUAAUAAAUAAAAGCUGUGCCUCAUUCUCUGUAAGAAAUGUGGAAAUAUGAUGGUUGAUUCUGCGGCACUGAUCCUGUCUGCUGCUCCCAACCUGACGCCUUCUACUGUAGAGAAAUAAAGCUCAAAGUAUCUCAUACAAAGAAAAAAAAACACUGGGUAAUACAUUAUGUUAAAUAUAUGUUGUAUACUACAGACAUUUAAGCAUUUUACCCGUAGAUUUCACCUGGUAUUAUUAUGUCAAAUUAUGUCAAAAUCACUGUCAAAUAUCAAAAUUUGUGUGUAAUAUUUUGUUUACAUCAGUAAGAGAACUGUUAAGCCUUGGAGAUUUUCUAGUGCUCUUUUUGUAUUAAAGAUACAAAAGGAAUAUUUUUUGAUAUUUGGGCCAUGCAAUAAAACUUUAUUUCUUAUUACAA
This is a messenger RNA of Boleophthalmus pectinirostris (great blue-spotted mudskipper), 2631 nucleotides long. RefSeq names its product transmembrane protein 79a (gene tmem79a). Bases 201 to 1517 code for a protein of 438 amino acids. Gene Ontology annotation, cellular component: trans-Golgi network membrane; lysosomal membrane. The record is from RefSeq and is a predicted model, not a curated record. Gene Ontology annotation, biological process: regulated exocytosis. The transcript has 5 exons. Lineage: Eukaryota; Metazoa; Chordata; Actinopteri; Gobiiformes; Gobiidae.